AAAGUGUUUCACCUCUAAUAGCAUGAGAGAGAGAGAGGGAGAGGAAGAGGGAAAGACAGAGAGGAAAGAACAGGGGGCUUACUUGAAAAACGACUAUGGUAAGGAUGUGGCAAUACUGAUGGACUCAGUGCAAAGAGUAUGCUAAAGACCCAUGUUCAGGUGUUCUUUCAGUUGAGUUCAAGAUUCCACUAAAAGUAACACUUCUACCUCUGCUGUGAAUGAAUGAACUUGGAACAUCUUUAAGGUUCCUGAAGGGACACUCCAUAAGAAAAACGUUUCUCUUCUGUUUUUAAAUGAGAACAUCCAGUUUUUGAAGACUUCCAACAGCCGGGCCGUGGACAGAUUACUUAGGACACAUCCGCAAACAGACUGAGAAGAGGUGAGGGUGCCCAAAGGAGGAAGAGGGUGAGAAAGAGGAAUUGAAAAGGUAAAAAGAGAAGAAUGAUGGAGUUGCAAUGACUUCCUUCACUGAGAAGCAACUGAACCUGCCGGGGAGGCAAGGGAUUUAAAGGCACUGACAGAGUGAGAAGACAAAGUGAAGGACAAACAGUGGAGGAAAGAGAGACUUAUCUGAACAUCCUGAUAAGAACGACUUCGCUAUGUUUCUCCCUACGGUGAUUCCACUGGUGCUCCUGCUUGUCAGUGGGCCAAGUUCUUCUCUCCAAGGAGAUGCCCAGGAGUUUGAAAGCAGAGACGAAGUCCUAGAGAGGGAGUUCCUCUAUGCAGGGCGCCAGAAACGCUCCGUGACCCUUGACCCCACCUCGCAAGCUGACAAAUGCUCCUACACCUUCAUCGUCCCGCAGCAAAAGAACACGGGUGCCAUCUGCGUCAACUCAAAGGAGCCCGAGGCGCUCCUGGAGAACCGGGUCAACAAACAGGAGCUGGAGCUCCUCAACGGCGAGCUGCAGAAGCAGCGACGGCAGAUCGAGUCGCUGCAGCAGCUGGUGGAGGUGGACGGCGGCGUGGUCAACGAGGUGAAGCUCCUGCGCAAGGAGAGCCGCAACAUGAACGCCCGGGUCACUCAGCUCUACAUGCAGCUGUUGCACGAGAUCAUCCGCAAGCGGGACAACUCCCUGGAGGUGUCGCAGUUGGAAAACCGCGUCCUCAACCACACGGCCGAGAUGGGGAGGUUGGCCGCCCGCUACCGCGACCUGGAGCACAAGUAUCAGCAUCUCUCCGUUCUCGCGGGCAACCAGAGCGCGCUCAUCGUGCAGAUGGAACAGCACUGCAAACGAGGCGGACAUGCCUACGACAUGGAGAGGGAACGGGCCCGUCCGGUUCGUCCGCAACCCCCAGUUGUCCCUCAGUUGCCCCCACAGAGGCCUGCAGCGCCUCCCAUAGCAAGCAAACCCUACCAGCCACCCACCUACACCCGCAACAACAAUCAGAUCACCAACGAGAUACAGAGCGACCAGAAUUCAAAGGCACUGCCGCCGCCUCUACCAACCAUGCCCACAGGCACCCACAGCCCUUCCACCACCAACAAGCCCUCUGGUCCUUUCAAAGACUGUCUUCAAGCUCUGGAGGAUGGCCACACAGCCACUGGGAUGUAUCUGGUGAAGCCAGAGAAUGCCAACCGACUCAUGCAGGUUUGGUGCGACCAGAGGCAUGACCCUGGUGGCUGGACUGUCAUACAGAGACGCCAGGAUGGCUCUGUCAACUUCUUCAGGAACUGGGAAACUUACAAGACAGGCUUUGGCAACAUCGAUGGUGAGUACUGGCUAGGCCUCGAGAACAUCUACUGGUUGACCAACCAGGGCACCUACAAGUUGCUUGUAAUGCUGGAAGACUGGUCUGGCCGGAAGACCUUUGCCGAAUAUGCAAGCUUCCGUUUGGAGUCCGAGGCAGACUUCUACAAGCUAAGGGUGGGACGUUACCACGGCAAUGCUGGUGACUCCCUCACCUGGCACAAUGGCAAGCAGUUUACCACCUUGGACAGGGAUCACGAUGUCUACACAGGUAACUGUGCCCACUACCAGAAAGGCGGUUGGUGGUACAAUGCCUGUGCCCACUCCAACCUGAACGGCGUGUGGUACCGGGGUGGACACUACCGUAGCCGCUAUCAAGAUGGUGUGUACUGGGCAGAGUUCAGAGGCGGGGCUUACUCCCUCAAGAAAGUGUCCAUGAUGAUUCGUCCCAAUCAGAACACCUUCCAUUAAAAUCACAGAAGCAGAAAAGAAAAGAAAUCGCAAUGAAACCUUUUUUUGAUGGGCAUUCUCUCCCUCCCAUGUGAUCCCUUUUCCAAAUAUUGAGAAUAGGUGUAAUUCAUUUCCGCUUGUGUCUUGGCUUUUUUUUCAACUUCUUUGAACGGUGUGCUUUUAUGCUUAGUACGUAUCCAGAUGAUAGCAGAAAAGUGCAAUGGGCGUAGGCGUGUUGUGAAAAUCUGUAGUAUUUUCUUUCAUCUGCAGGCAUUCAACCCUUUACGCAAAACUAGUCAAACAUUUUCUGGGAUGCAGGGUCAAAUGGUUUACGUUUUUUUCCCUUUAACUAACAGUAAAAUUCUCUCCGAACCUACAAAACGAUUGCGACUAUAGACAAAGGACCCCGGUGUUCCGUGAUCUUGCUGUCCCAAGUGACAGACUCGUAGAAAUGCAUGAAUGAAUGAAUGAAUGAGAAACAGAUAGCACUGGUAUCUUUCUUGUUCAGUUGGUGACCAAAGAUACCUGUAAAAAGUGUUUUUUUUUUGUACAUUUUUGAUUGUGAGUUAAAUAGGGAAAUAUGAUAUUGUCUUUGUAUUGUCGAUGAAGAAUAAACACACAGUUGUGAAACUCUA
Messenger RNA from Hypomesus transpacificus, 2773 nucleotides. RefSeq names its product angiopoietin-like 2a (gene angptl2a). The coding region runs from base 600 to 2159 and encodes 519 amino acids. NCBI's taxonomy places the organism in Eukaryota, Metazoa, Chordata, Actinopteri, Osmeriformes, Osmeridae. The record is from RefSeq and is a predicted model, not a curated record. The transcript has 5 exons.